Molecule: messenger RNA, 1327 nt
Organism: Rubroshorea leprosula
Lineage: Eukaryota; Viridiplantae; Streptophyta; Magnoliopsida; Malvales; Dipterocarpaceae
Source: the annotation of a GenBank genome assembly
UGGGCUUGAAUCUUGAUUUUUCUCAGGUUGUUGCUUUUGUCAAAGAACGCUUAGGCAAAGAGGUUGAGAUGGGCGGAUGUAGGGGACCCGUGACAACAUUCAUUGUUGAACCCUUCAUCCCUCACAAUGAGGAGUUCUACCUUAACAUUGUAUCUGAUAGGCUUGGAUGCAGCAUUAGUUUUUCAGAGUGUGGAGGAAUUGAAAUUGAAGAGAACUGGGAUAAGGUCAAGUCCAUAUCUGUCCCAACGGGGAUAUCUUUUACAUCAGAAGUAUGUGCUCCACUUGUUGCAACCCUUCCCUUGGAGAUCAAGGAAGAAAUCCUGGAGUACAUCAAAGUGAUUUUUGCUGUUUUCCAAGAUCUUGACUUCACUUUUCUAGAGAUGAACCCGUUCACACUUGUUAAUCGAAAGCCUUAUCCUCUGGAUAUGAGAGGCGAGCUGGAUGACACUGCUGCUUUCAAGAACUUCAAGAAGUGGGGCAAUAUUGAAUUUCCAAUACCAUUUGGCAGAGUGAUGAGUGCAACAGAGAGUUUCAUUCAUGGUCUAGAUGAGAAGACAAGUGCAUCUUUGAAAUUUACAGUGCUGAACCCUAAGGGACGCAUCUGGACUAUGGUAGCAGGAGGAGGUGCAAGUGUCAUUUAUGCAGAUACAGUAGGGGAUCUUGGCUAUGCAUCUGAGCUUGGGAACUAUGCAGAAUAUAGUGGAGCACCUAAUGAAGAGGAGGUGUUGCAGUAUGCUAGAGUUGUAAUUGAUUGUGCAACUGCCGAUCCUGAUGGUCGCAAGAGAGCCCUUGUCAUUGGUGGAGGAAUAGCUAACUUUACCGAUGUGGCUGCUACAUUCAAUGGCAUAAUUCGAGCCUUGAAGGAGAAAGAAUCAAAGCUGAAAGCAGCAAGAAUGAACAUAUACGUGAGGAGAGGAGGUCCUAAUUACCAGAGGGGCCUGGCCAAAAUGCGAUCACUCGGAGAUGAGAUUGGUAUCCCUAUCGAGGUUUAUGGUCCAGAAGCAACAAUGACCGGCAUAUGCAAGCAGGCAAUUGAGUGCAUCACUGCAGCUGCAUAAGUUGCCAUGAUAAACAAUCUCGUGUUGUCUUCGCCGUUGCAGGAAGUUUUCAGUAGAUUCUAGUUCUGUUUAAAUUUGACCAAAAACCUCAGGAAGUAAUGUUAGUUCAAACUAAUCAUCUGUAAUGGUUGUGAUUUCGGACAGAUGGUAUUGUCAAACGUAAUAAAGAACUCAGAAUGUUUUUCUUUCUCAUCUCUAGUCUCCCUGCCUUGAUAGUUAUAUUUCUCGAUGUCAUUUUUUCAAGCUUAGAAUAAAUUUCUAAGGGCUAA